AUGUUAAUUAUAAACGUUAUAGUUACAAUGAUAUUUGAUUUUGACAGGUUUGAUGGUUGUAUAGCUUUGGAGUUAGGUGGUGGAGUAGGUCUUUGCAGUAUUGUCAUGGCAAGAGUUGCAAAGCGAGUGUUUUGUACAGGUAAGAUCUCAUUACUGGUAUUCUCGGAAUAAAAUUGAUGACUGAGCAAGCCGCCUUGGACUCUUGGAGGCACUGCGAUUCGCGUCUAGAGGUGUCUUCCUACUACAAGAGCAAAUGCUUAGAAUGCAUCAGUAAAAUGGAAAGACCUUGUCGAUUCUUGAACUCGGAAAGAUCUUGCCGAUUUUGUUCCAUUCUGUCAGUUUUGAAAUAGAAUCGUCAUCAAAAGUGUUCAUGUAAAUUUGUUAAUUUCCUACCUGCCAAAUGUUGUUCAUGCUUUUAUAGACGAGUGUGUACCUACAUACAUGGGCGAAGCGAUGUAUCCUAUUUUUGGAUUACAAAUUUGCGAUACGUAUUUUUUUAUCAACUUAUGGCCAAAUUCUAUUUGCAUUGCUUCUGAUAUACAUUAUGUUGUAUAUUCUAUAAAAAAUACGGAAGGGAUCGAUAAGUCAGCUUUUGUAAAUUGCGAAUGUUACGUAUCCUAUUAAUCAAAAUGCACAUUCUUAUAUUUUUUAGAUAUUAUUGAUGUUUUAAAAAUCUGCGAGGCAAACAAACUGAGAAAUUGUGACCUUUUUAAGUAUUCAACCUCAGGUACAGCACUUUCUCGUGAUUGUUCUCUUUAAUUAUAUUAAAGAUGUCCGUUUUCAAUUUUGUAACCGAAUUUCGGAAUUUGGUGUUUCAUUUGACGAUUUUUACGUAGUUUUAUGUUUUGUUUAUGAACAAGUAUCAAAUAUGUUUCUAAAGCAAUGUCUUUUGCAAACACGUCAACAAAAAUACAAACUCGUCAAAACAUUUGUGUUGCGUGAUUGAAAUGCACAAGUUUUGCAAGCACUAAUUAUAGAACUGCAUUGUAAUUUCAUCUCCGCCAGGAAAAUAUCGCCCUGCAAGGCGGGACGUAAGUACUGUAAAUCUCAAUAAGCGGGACUAUAUGUACAGGCUCCAAGACCCCCCCCCCCCCCCGAUAUUUUUUGGUGUAACGAACUCGUUAACUAAUUCUUGUUUAAUUUAGAUAAUGCAGUCAUGAUGGUAAAAGAACUGGAUUUCUUUCACUCUUUGCGUGUUUUAGGUUAGGCUCGUUUCAGAUGCCGCUGCAAUUAUGCGCUGCAGUUAGAUGCGACAAAAGAGCGACGUAUUAGUCAGUUAGGGGCAGCAAACGUUCGGCAGAGCUUGUCACAUUAUGCGAUCAGAAUUCCAUUUCCGCCCUUUUGUGUGCGUGUGUGUGUUGGGGUGCAUGAGCGAGGUGAGAUCCUGUAAACUUACGCAACCCCGCCCAUGUGCCGAAUCUAACCAAAGAAGCAUAUAGCAACGAUGCACGUUAAGAUCAUUCUCAAACCAAUUUUCAAUUCUCACCUUAAAAACAGUGAAUUUGGUUAUUUGAUUGCGAACUAUUGUCGAAACAAGCUUGAAAAUGGUGAUAUAAAAUAGUGAUAUGUUGGCAUCUGCAGACCUACCGACCGCGCUGGGGGCGUGUGCUCUACAGCGUGCAAUUUUUUUUUCCUCCACCAGCCUCGUUUGCCUGUUAUAAAAUGUAUAGUAAAGUAUUAAUAUAUAACCAAGUAUUAUCCUAAUACGCAUCUUAAUUUAAGAUGGCAUGGAUCUUGGCCAUGGGUGGACGAAAGAGGAUAGAGGUGAUCUUAGACGGUUAUCUGUGAUUAUAGCCUCCGAUGGUAAGAAACGAAAGUUUUCCAUCCUUUCGAGUGCUAAAAUGAAUAUAUUGGCAGUUUUCCAAGCCAAUUUUGACAUAUUAACCCUAUAUACAAUUAAUUUUGUAUCAGAAAAACGCUAUACAAAACUGUAAUUUUCAAUAGGCAGUAAGAUAUUCUUGAAAUAUAUGUUUUUAUUAAACUAUUAGUCUAUUAUUACAUUAUUAUAUGUAUUAUUUGAAUAUGGGAUUUUAUUAGACAAAGUUUCAUAAAAAAACGUUUUUCAUAAAAAACCCGUUUUGUACCGUAUGAAAAUCCAUAUUUCUUAAGGUCCACACAGACCGAACGCGAUUCGACAACGCGACGCGAAUUUUCAGUUUUUAAAAACAAAUAAAACCGUCAACGGAUAAAAAUUUUACAAGAUAUGCAGACCAAAUAGCUAAAAUUGCUUAAGUGGUUCCGAAUAUUUGAAAAACAUAGAAAAAUAGUAAAGUUUUUAGGUCAUUGAAAAUUGAAAAUUCGCGUCGCGUCGCGUUGCCGAAUCGCGUUGGGUCUGUAUGGGCCUUUACGCAGGUUAUAGAGAGGUUCCGAUUUGACUUCCAUCCCGCUACCUCUCAUUGGCGUAAUGCGCAUUUUAUUUGUUAAUCGUGUAGAAUAAAGUAAAUGCAUCUGAUCGGUUAAUGGUAACGGUAUAGCGGUAGUGGAAGUCGAAAUCUGAACAUCUCUUUUUACUGUAUAUCACGGAAAACAUAGUAAAGCCAGGACUCGAAAUGCGUUAAAACUCCGGGAAAAUGUUAAACGAUGGGGUUGUACGAUAUCUCAGUGAUCGUAUUUGCAAUGAUAACAUCAUAAUAUAACAUAUCCCCAUUCCUUCUUUUCAGUGAUAUAUGAUGAUAGUUUGACUGACGCUUUUUUGAAAACCAUGGAGAAAUUGUUUGAUCUCAAUCCCAAUGCUGUUCUUUAUAUUUCUUUGGAAAAAAGGUAA
This is a messenger RNA of Paramuricea clavata, 2764 nucleotides long. The record is from the annotation of a GenBank genome assembly. Lineage: Eukaryota; Metazoa; Cnidaria; Anthozoa; Malacalcyonacea; Plexauridae.